UCGACGCCUCUUCCGCUGUGACGGUGUCCGUGCGGGAGAACAACAAACAAAACAACUCGUUGACAUCUUUGAACGGUUUGUUUCCUCCUGCAAAGAUUUGGCGUGGAUUUAAACACGACACGGAAGUUCAACUGGUGCAGAUCAUCAGUCCAUGGAGGCGGAGGGAGAUGAAUCCCCGGCGGCGGUGCGCCCGGGGCCGGUCGAAGUCGUCAACUCUAUUCGAGAGCGCACGAUCGCCGAGAACAGCAUGGUGGUCCUGCUGCAGGGUCUGCAGGGGGAGGUGACCACGGUGGACAUGAGGAACGAGAGCACGGCGCGCGGCCGCGUGGUCAACGUGGACGCCUUCAUGAACGUACGCCUGGAGGAGGUGCUGUACCGGGACCGACGAGGUCGGCUCACCGAGCUGCAGGACCUGUUCAUCACUGGUAGAAAUGUCCGCUACGUUCACAUCCCAGACCACAUUGACAUAAUGAAAACCAUACAGAGUCAGCUGGCCAAGAUUCACAGAGUCCGCAACUUUGCCAGUCAAGGGGGAGGCAGAAAAGAGUUUGCCAAGAAAACAAAAUAGCUUAUUUUCUUUUUCAUACAAGGACACAAUUUCUGCUGGGUCCUGCUUGUCCAAAACUUCUUUUGUUGCGAAAAAGGUGUUCCAUUCACCUCUUCAGGCCUUUUGAAUCCUUAAAAUUGUCACAACAUAUGUUCGCGUUAAGGUCACGCUGCUAAUCCAGGGCCCUGGUCACGUUACUCUAUUAAUUAUCUUAUUAGGAAUUAUUGUUGGGCUGUACACAGACCUGACCAAUGACCUCAAACAUACAGUUUGAGCUAAGAGGUGUGUUUUUGUGUUUUGGUAGUUAUGUUUUAAAAGAGGGGCAUUGAGCAGCCACCGUCAUUUUCCCCCUUGAACAAACUAUCAACAAUUUUUUUUAUUUCCUCUUUAUAAAUAAAGAUUCUCAACAAUCAA
Messenger RNA from Scophthalmus maximus (turbot), 961 nucleotides. RefSeq names its product LSM10, U7 small nuclear RNA associated (gene lsm10). The coding region runs from base 152 to 568 and encodes 138 amino acids. The record is from RefSeq and is a predicted model, not a curated record. The transcript is spliced from 2 exons. NCBI's taxonomy places the organism in Eukaryota, Metazoa, Chordata, Actinopteri, Pleuronectiformes, Scophthalmidae. Gene Ontology annotation, molecular function: histone pre-mRNA DCP binding; U7 snRNA binding. Gene Ontology annotation, cellular component: cytoplasmic U snRNP body; nuclear body. Gene Ontology annotation, biological process: mRNA 3'-end processing by stem-loop binding and cleavage.